Molecule: messenger RNA, 612 nt
Organism: Haliotis rubra (blacklip abalone)
Lineage: Eukaryota; Metazoa; Mollusca; Gastropoda; Lepetellida; Haliotidae
Product: fibrinogen alpha chain-like
Exons: 2
Coding region: 1-612 (203 amino acids)
Source: RefSeq, a predicted model, not a curated record
AUGACGGAGCGAUUACCGUUUGCUGGCCUGGCCCUAAUGAAGAACGUGGUGCCCGGAUCAGGUGGAACCUGGACCAGGUGGAACCCAGACCAGGUGGAACCCAGACCAGGUGGAACCCGGACGAACCCAGACCAGGUUGAACCCGGAUCAGGUGGAACCCGGAUCAGGUGGAACCCAGACCAGGUGGAACCCGGCAGGUGGAACCCAGACCAGGUGGAGCCCAGACCAGGUGGAACACGGAUCAGGUGGAACCCAGACCAGGUAGAGCCCAGACCAGGUGGAACACGGAUCAGGUGGAACCCAGAUCAGGUGGAACCCAGACCAGGUGGAGCCCAGACCAGGUGGAACACGGAUCAGGUGGAACCCAGAUCAGGUGGAGCCCGGAUCAGGUGGAACACGGAUCAGGUGGAACCCAGAUCAGGUGAAGCCCGGACCAGGUGGAACACGGAUCAGGUGGAACCCAGAUCAGGUGGAACCCAGAUCAGAUCAAACAUGGAUCAGGUGGAACAUGGAUCAGGUGGAGCCCGGAUCAGGUGGAACCCGGAUCAGGUGGAUCCCAGACAAAGUGGAUCCCAGAUCAGGGGGAGCCCAGACCAGGUGGAACACAGAUGA